AGUAGGGAAUCCAAGAUCACAUCACCUCUCCCUGGAGGCAGAAAGCAGACUCUCAGGCCCAUCUAUUUUGUGAAGUUGGCAGGGUGUCAUCUCUAUCCACUCAGAAGAGUGGCUGGGACGAUAAGAGAGAAAGACACCCUACACUCAACAACUUCAUAACAUCUACCCACCCCUAAAGCCUGAAACUGUCUCAAGUCUAAAGACUCGGGGCAAGCACUUACCAUGCAGUUUUUGACUGCAGUAAGUCCACAGUCAUUCUCUACCCCAGGCUGGAAGGUGGAGACCAAGUAUUCAACCCAAGUGCUCACUGGAAACUGGGUGGAAGAGAGGAGGAAGUUCACCAAAGCCAUGGAGGAAACACCUCAGUCCAUUUACAGAAAAGAGUAUGUCCCCUUCCCGGGCCACAGACCCGACCAGAUCUCCAGGUGGUAUGGCAAGAGGAGAGUGGAGGGGCUCCCGUACAAACACCUGCUGACGCACCACCAGGAGCCCUCACACCGCCAUCUGAUUAGCACAUAUGACGACCAUUACAACCGGCAUAAUUACAACCCCAGCCUGCCCCCGCGUCGCACCUGGAGUGGACACAAGUUGCUGUGGCUCCCGGAGAAAGCAGACUUCCCCCUUCUUGCUCCCCCUACCAACUAUGGACUCUAUGAGCAGCUGAAGCAGAGGUGGCUCACGCCCAGGGCUGCCCCGAGGGAGAGCAUUUACACCUCGUCCUACCCGAGACCGCCGCUGUGUGCCAUGUCCCGGCGGGAGCACGCCAUCCCUGUCCCUCCCCCUCGCCUGCACCCUGUCCCGCGCUUCUGAGAACGGCCACGGGCUGUGCAGGUGCAGUGCUCCGUGGAGAGUUGGUGCUGAAUUUCCUUGGCUGGACGGAUGAAUAAAUUGUUGUCUCUUUGGGGGCUCCUCUCUGGACCCACGCUGUACCCCACUCACCACGACCCAGUCCAGUUCCACACUUCGAGCCUCCAUAUAGCUGCUCUCCCCAACCCCCGUCCGCAGGGUGGACCUCCAUCCAGACCCCAGCCCAUCCUGAUGUCCAAAGACCCCUUAUUCUUCCAAGAUCUUGGCUUCUCCCA
Molecule: messenger RNA, 1082 nt
Organism: Panthera uncia (snow leopard)
Lineage: Eukaryota; Metazoa; Chordata; Mammalia; Carnivora; Felidae
Gene: CFAP107
Product: cilia and flagella associated protein 107
Exons: 5
Coding region: 223-810 (195 amino acids)
Source: RefSeq, a predicted model, not a curated record